Molecule: messenger RNA, 2751 nt
Organism: Quercus robur (English oak)
Lineage: Eukaryota; Viridiplantae; Streptophyta; Magnoliopsida; Fagales; Fagaceae
Product: receptor-like protein kinase FERONIA
Exons: 2
Coding region: 29-2728 (899 amino acids)
Biological process (GO): protein phosphorylation
Molecular function (GO): ATP binding; protein kinase activity
Source: RefSeq, a predicted model, not a curated record
AUACACUUCUAAGUUUUGUCAGUCUACCAUGCAAAACUCUUGUAGAUUUUUCGUUUACCUAUUCUCAGUGUCCUUCUUCUUCAAUUACCUAACAAUUACUGUCACUGCUAAGCCCUCCUCCAUCAAUGAUAUCAUGCUUAACUGUGGCUCCUCCGGCAUCUCAACUGACCCAGAUGGCCGAGAGUGGGCUGGAGAUGUAGGUAUUCACUCAAAAUUUGUUUCCUUAGAACAAUCUAAUAACACCUUUAUACUCUCCAAUCCCCAUGGCUCAUCCAUUGACCAUGACCCUUACAAAACCGCUCGAAUCUUUCAUUCUCAAUUCACCUACACAUUUCGUGUUAGUCCUGGCCAAAAAUUCAUAAGAUUAUACUUUAACCCUUCUACAUACCAUGAUAAUUUCGAUAUGUCUAAGGCCUUUUUCACUGUUACUACUGGUCCCUUCACUCUACUUAGCAACUUCAGUAUAAGAUCAAAAUCCCUUGUCAAAGAAUUUUGCGUGAAUGUGCUGCAGAAUCAGACACUGAACAUAACCUUCACUCCAUCUACAAAUACUUCAUAUGCAUUUAUAAAUGGGAUUGAAAUUGUCUCGAUGCCCACCAGCCUUUACUACGGUCAAUUUGGGGAUAAAGGUGCACGCCUUGUCGGCCAUAACUCUCAGUUCCAUAUCCAAAACAACAGUGCUCUUGAGAUGAUUUACCGACUAAACGUAGGUGGGCACUCCAUUUCACCAAUAAAUGACUCCGGUAAGCUUUUUCGGAAAUGGCUUAAUGACACCGACUUCUUUCUUGCUUCAAAUGUAAACUCUAUUAGUAAUGGGGCAAUUCAGAUCAACUACACAAGCAUACCUCCUUACACAGCACCAAAGGAAGUCUAUCAGACCGCCCGAACUACAAGAACAUCCGAAGACAACAAACGGCACAAUCUUACUUGGAGAUUGCCAGUGGACUCGGGGUUCAAAUACCUCGUGAGACUCCACUUUUGCAAAAUCCAACCGGAGGUAAAGCAGAGUAGUAACAAUGGGUUCCGAAUUUCCAUAAGAAAUAAGACAGUGGAGAUUUCUGCUGAUGUUAUCACUUGGAGCGGUGGGCAAGGCAUUCCGGUAUAUAGGGACUAUGUUGUGAUGAUACCAAAUAAAACGAGUAAUGGUAAGAGCCCUCUCUUUAUAGAGCUUCGUCCUAAUGCUAAUUCAAGCUCUGGUUAUUCUGAUGCUAUCCUCAAUGGUCUCGAGUUGUUCAAAUUGAAUAACUCUGAUGCCAAUCUCGCGGCUCCCAAUCCUGAAGUUCCACACCCUCCUUCCCCUUUCCCAUCUCCGCUCAAAUCACGUGCCCCACAACCACUACCUUACAAGAAUUCCAAGAGCGGCACAAAAUCAGUAUUCUUCAUUGAAGCCACUGUAGGUGUUAUAUCUGUCAUAUUUCUCUUGGGCUUAACAAUUAUCUGGCGAAGGGUGAGAACAAAGUCCAUCAAAAGUGAAACACCGCCAAUUCUACAAGCUGUCGGCCGUCGGUUCACUCUCCAAGAAAUCAAGACUGCCACAAACAACUUUGACCGGGACCUUAUCAUUGGAAAAGGCGGCUGUGGUUAUGUAUUGAGAGGUUACAUCGGUCAUGAACACACCCCAGUUGCGAUCAAGGUUUUCGGGCCAACUUCAAGUCAAGGGUUUCGCGAAUUUCAGACAGAGGUCGAAAUGCUUUCAAGGCUUCGCCACCCCCACCUGGUCUCGUUGAUCGGUUACUGCAACGAUGAACGAGUCAAAAUUAUUGUAUAUGAGUUAAUGGUUCACGGAGCACUUCAUGAUCAUCUUCACAACACAGAUAAUCCUCCAUUGUCAUGGAAGCAGAGGUUAGAGAUUUGCAUUGGUGCUGCUCGGGGAAUAUUGUACCUUCAUGAAGGUGAGGAGCACGCAAUCAUACACCGCGAUGUCAAGACUAGCAACAUUCUUUUGGACCAAAAUUGGGUACCCAAAGUUUCGGACUUUGGGAUUUCAAGAUUGGGCCCUACAAGACUGUCAAUGAGCCACGUCACUACUGAUGUGAAGGGAACGUUUGGGUAUAUGGACCCCGAGUAUUUUUGGACCAGCCAUUUAACUGUAAAGUCUGAUGUUUAUGGAUUUGGGGUGGUGUUGUUUGAGGUGUUGUGUGCUAGACCAGCAGUGGAUAUGGGCUUAGAUUAUGAGCAACAAGGUUUGGCCUAUUGGGCCAGUUUGUGUUUUGAAGAAGGUAAACUUGAUCAGAUCAUUGAUCCUCAUCUGAUUGAUCAAAUGUCACCAGAGUCUUUGAAGAUGUAUGCAAAUAUCGCAUAUAAAUGUGUGUGUGAAGAUAGAGAUCAAAGACCCAAAAUGGUUGAAGUGUUGAGGGCUCUUGAGUUUGCAAAGGAGUUGCAAGAAAUUGCUGAUGAUGGAGGCCACCGGGUCAUGAUUAAUGAGGAAGUUCCACUAUGUGUGGGAGAAAAUCAGGUGGUGUCAAGACCAAGGAAGAAAGGUGAGAUGGGGCAAUCGUGUCCAACAUUUUGGAACAGAAGUACAUCACAUAAAGAGCUUCUUAGAUUUUUAAGUGAGAAGGUGGGGCUGAAGUGGGUCAAAUCACCAAAGCUAGGUUGUUUUUUUGCAGCCUCUGAGUACAAUGCCUUGCCACGUAUUGAAGUGCAAUUGCCGGAUCUAAGUAGGUGCGGACCAUAUUCCACACCGGAGAAAUUUGUAAUUGAAAUCUCUAAAGUUGAAGAACUAUAAUGCUACAACUGCUUUCACUUUCA